GGCUGCCCCCCUCGGUGCAGACUGGCGCGGGGAUGCCAGGCCGCCCGGCCCCUUCCUCGAGCGCCGCGUGGGAAACGAAAGAGGAAGGGGUAGAGAGGCGUCCGGCGAGUCCCCGCGCGAGCGGAGAGUGUCAGAGGCAGAAGCAGAAGCCAUAAAGUUCCCGGGGCUUCUCCGAGGCCGCUGUCCGGGUUGUCCGUUUGGCCGCCCCCUCCCUGCCUUAGCGAAGGCAAUGGCUUCCAAACUCCUGCGCGCGGUCAUCCUUGGGCCGCCCGGCUCGGGCAAGGGCACGGUGUGCCAGAGGAUCGCUCAGAGCUUUGGUCUCCAGCAUCUCUCCAGCGGCCACUUCUUGCGGGAGAACAUCAAAGCCAACACGGAAGUUGGUGAUAUGGCAAAGCAGUACAUAGAGAAAGGUCUUUUGGUUCCAGACCAUGUGAUCACACGCCUGAUGAUGUCGGAGCUGGAGAACAGACGCGGCCAGCACUGGCUACUAGACGGUUUCCCUCGGACGUUCGUUCAGGCGGAAGCCCUGGACAGAAUCUGCGAGCUGGAUCUAGUGAUCACUUUGAACAUUCCAUUUGAAACACUCAAAGAUCGUCUCAGCCGACGUUGGAUUCACCCUCCCAGUGGAAGGGUGUAUAACCUGGACUUCAACCCACCUCAUGUGCAUGGGAUUGAUGACAUCACUGGUGAACCGUUAGUCCAGCAGGAGGAUGACAAACCUGAAGCAGUUGCUGCCCGGCUAAGACAGUACAAGGAUGUGGCAAAGCCAGUCAUUGAAUUAUACAAGAGCCGAGGAGUGCUUCACCAAUUUUCUGGGACGGAGACUAACAAAAUCUGGCCCUAUGUUUACAUGCUUUUCUCGAACAAGAUCACACCUAUUCAGUCCAAAGAAGCAUACUGAGCCCUACCAGUGAAGAACCAGGAAGAUGUCAUUCAUUCAGUUGUUGUGUAGUAUUGGUGCCGUGUCCAAAUUAGAAGCUAGCAGGGAUAGCUUGCAGCGGCUUUUCUAGUCUAAACGGUGGACUGAAAUGGAAACAAAUGAGUAGAAAGAGUUCAUGAAGAGGCUCUUCUAUGCCUUUGUAAAGAAGGGUCACCCACACAUGUCCAAGAUGGCUCUGCACGUCUCAAGCCCUUCACAAGAAAGCAAGUACAGGCUGGAUUUCAAAUGGUGUAUGACCCAAACUCUAGCUGAGUUCUGACCAUCACGUUAUUGCCAUAGUAGCCUUUUUAACACGUGAUGGUAUUGGCCUCUGGUUCUCCCCGCCCCCCAAAGGCUGCUGAGCCACAGCACCAGGGGGCCUGAGAACACCCAGGGCAGUAGCCCCAGCCUUGUCCCAAGUUCUCAGGUGUGUGGGCCCUUCCUGGUGACUGUGCAAUUGAAGCCAGUUGCUCUUUGUGGUCGCUUCUCUGGCCUUGCGUGACUCUCCGUAAUUUGUUUCUUCUGUUCAGAGUGAUACCUUUUCCUGCAUCCACGCUCCGUAGAAUCUCUCCUUUUCAGACAUCCUGGAACGAAAGGAUUUGCUUCUACUAUGUUUAUUAGACUGUAUCCUGGUGCAUCUGUUUUCUCCCUUCCUAGGUUAUCAAGUAAUACAGAUAGUUACUGCUUUUAUCUCUCUCUCAGAUCCUUCCUAAGAGCCAAGAGGGAGGGGAGGGUGUCCAGUUGCUUCUUGCACCAGGAACUGAGCUCUGCAGAGGGUCUGCUGAUGCUGCUAGGAUGACCCUCACGGGUGGACACUGCUCUUUUCUUUUAUUGUGAAAAAAUAAAAUCUUCAAAGUCUUUGGGAGUCUUCAAAAAAGUGAGAGAUACUACAUAAAUGUUAAAGGAUCGUAUCUUGUGUAUAGAAGUAAUAAGACCAUAUGGAAUUACUGCACUAAAAGAAUAGUUUAGCUUUUUAUUCAAGACAAAAAAAUGUAUUUUGAAAUGCUGCUAAAUAUUGAUGCUGACAGUGUUUUUCUUCUGUGAGUGACCCAAACGUAUUAUAAAUAGUUGGUAAAGGGAACGGAGCCUGUGGGUUGAGGAAAAUGUUGCACUAGCUGUGCCCAGACUAACAUGACAGCUUUAUGAUAAUGGGAAAACAGAUUCUUCAAUUGUUUUUUUCUAUUCCAAAGAUGCUUUCUGUGGGGUGGCCAUUAAGUCUAGAAAUAUAGAUGAUACAGUUUUGUCAGUCUUUGUAAUGUAAUAUCAAUAAACCAUUUAUUAAAGAUUCGUCUGGUUUCCAGGCUUGGUGGCCACCUAAUGUAAUUCUUGCUCUCCUCUGGGAAGGACAAUGAAAUUUAUUCCUGUUGCCUUAAAAAUAAAUGCCCCUCUUCUUGCAUCAUGAUUGACCCUAAGGAGAGUCCUUUGCUAUUCCUGGGAGUGACUUCUGUCUAACUCUUCAUACUGAGAAGGAAAAAAAAAAAGCCUAUUUCAGCAUGUCUCUGGUGUUACAAUAUAUUAUUUAUUUUCUGAAGAUAUCCUGGAGAAUCUUCAGUCAGUCCCUGGCAGAUGUGUUCUAUAUGGUAAUGAUUGCAUCUUCCCUAUAAAUACUGCCCUGCUCCUGCCUCUCCUCUAUGCCUUCGUGUGAAUGCUCUUUAACUACCUUAGUGGAAACAUAGACUGGUCUCAUUCUCUGAAUCACCAUGUUACCUUUUGGGUUUAUGCAAUGGAGAUGCCCAGUUAGGUGUAUGAAACCUCAGUGCAUGAUACGGACUUCUAGUGCUUUAGAAGGGGCCGGGUUUGAAUGCCAGUUGGUGGGGACAGGGUUAAAAUCAGACCUGUAGGUAAAGCUCAGGUUUCCUGGGGAAACAGGUGUAGAGAAAACAAAUCCGAAAUGAAAAAAAGUUGCACAGUUUAGACUAGUACUGCCAAGGAGACAAUUUCCAAAAACUAGGAAAAAUAGAGCAUUAAGGUUGUUACAUGGAUAAUUCAAGACAGGAAAGUGUAUGCCCUUCUGGAAGUAGAAAAAUCAUCACUCUUCCUUUAGUUCUUUUCAUGUUUAACAGACUCGCUCUGGAGUUUUCAAGAGACAUAUGAGAAAUGGCUAGUCCCUGAUGCCACACUCUAGUCCUCCAUACUUCCCUCUUUUCUUCCAGCAGAAAAGACAGUUAUAGUCAGCGUGGGAGCCUCUCAGUGUCUCAAUGGCAUUUGCUGUUUCUGUGCUUGGUGAGGGCCCUGUCCUUGGUGAGACCAUUAAACAAGACAAAUACCUUUCCCAUGAGUCUUUGAAAGAUGAUACUUACUUCAUGUUCAGUGGCUUAAAAAGUCUAUUUCAGAUUUUCUUCAACAAGCUCUCUAGCCUUUCCUCCAAUAAUUUUAUUUAAAAAAUUAAAAUUCUCUUGAAAGUAUUUUGAUUAAAGCUAAAUGGCCAUCUUUUCUUGGGUUUUCCUUCUACUGUAAAACAUAUGGGUCCUUUAGAAUUAUGCAAAGAGUAAUUUGGGUGUCUAUAAGAUUCCUACCUGUCUACACAUUCUGUGUUCUAGCCAGUUGUGAAUUAAUUUUGCUUUCUGUUGUCUGAACAGGUUUCCCACUUACUUAGAGCUUGGAAGCAUUGCUGUGUUUAAUACCCUUUAACACUAAGUACCAUUUACUGAAGGCCUUUUGGGUGAUAGGUGCAGUUCUAGGACCUUAGCAAACACUCAUUUAAUCUUUCAAGCAUCCUUAGAGAGGGGCUCGAGGCCACGUUUAUAAACAAGGAAGGCAGGGGUCAGAGGUGUGACGCAUCCUGCCCAGGCUCUGGCUGCCAGUAGACCGCGCAGCUCGGACUCACAGCCAGGUUCCUGAUUCUGCAGCCUGACUUUGCUCCUGGACAUUAACUAUCUGUGUCCUGUCCCAACCGACCCAGGGUGCUGAGCCUGCGUGAGUUUGCUCGUAUUUCUAAGUGGCCUUAUCAGUAGUAGCGGAAGUGACAUUCAGCUCUAUGUGGGACUGUCUCUCCCCCGCCCCCACACCACCCUUCAGCUGCUAGAGGAAGAUCUGAGCCUUUGAUCUUCUUCCAUAACUCCUCACUUAUAAAAUGAAAGGCUGUGGAAGUAGGCUGGGCUUGGUUCCAGGCUAGUCUGUGGAGGAGUUGUGUUCAUGUUUCUCACCCACCCUUUUGGUGUCUGUGGUGCUGUGCCCCUAAGGGACCUUUACGCUUCAGCUGCCCCCAACUACAGUGCUCCCUGUAGACGCAGGCUUCUGGGAGUUACCAGAUGUUACUCACUUUUCUUCCCUGAUACCAGGAGAAAUUACUCCCUCACUUCCAUCCAAAUAAGGCCCUGAUGUUCAACAUUCAUCCUGAAGUGCUGGCAAGUGCUGGAGCCCCCAAUGUGGCAUCUUCCCUGUGUUACACGCACAUUAACAUGAUCUUGAGUGCCACAUCCAUACCUUUGCCUCCCAUCUGACGUGGCACUGCUUGUCAUGCACAGUCCUGGUGGGAGCCGGGGGAGAUGGGCUUCCUGUCUUACCCGCCUUGCCCAGGGUCACUCCCCACCCCCCUCCAACAGCCAAGCUCUGAUGAGCUCCAGCUUUACCCAGAGUGUGCCCCUCCCUUUGGUAGGGAAGGAAAAAGGUGAAAACAGCCAAUGGAUGAGGGGGAUUCUUGGAAAGAGGUACUGCUGUGGCUUCACUCCCCAAUCACUUAAAGGGUUGUUGAGACAGGAUGGCUUUAGAUAGAAGGGAGCCUGUGUGAAACCAUAAAUAAGACUGUUAUAAAAUUUAGUUCACUGUAAACUGAUUUCAGUGUUAGCAGUCUAAAUAGCUUAUCAGCCUGCUGGGGGCCCUGCUUAGAUCAUAAAGACCACAAAAUUACAAAUAUGUUAAGGCAUAGACAUUCUUAGUAGUUCCUGUUUUUUGGUGCUUAAUGCUACGUGCAUUAUGUGCAUUGUCUAAUUAAAUCUUCAGUAGUUAUCCUACGUAAUAGAUGUUUUCAUUAUCUUGCAUCUUUGUAUAAAAACUGCAAUCAUCCUGUUCACUUAAAUUUGUAUUUUCAUGUACCUGUAGGGAUUAACCAGGAAAUUCAAAAGGACCCCCCCCCUUUCCUCCUUUGAGUUCCCCAUUCUAAUUAAUAGGCAAACCAGUGUUAUUUCAUCGUACCUGGAAUCUUUGCUUUUGGCACUCUGGUGCUGAGACAAGAAAUGAGCACUCAGUGGGUCCUGGUGGUAGUUGCACACUGUAUAUACAGAGGGCAUAUAUCUCAUCUGCACUCGGCUGGGUGACAGGAUCUGGGGAGUCAUUCAUAUCUACCUGAUGACUUUCGUUUAUUACCUUUCAUUUAAAAGACAGUAUCUUUUCUUGCCACACGUAAUUUUGCCAGAGAAGCCACAUUGUGUUCUGAGUAUGAAUUGCUUUCUUUUUAAUUCUCCUGCAUUUUUAGUAACUCCCUGGUCUACUUGGUGUCUCAAAAGGAGAACCUAGCAAUGCAGCCUUUUUUUUUUAAUUUAAUAUGGGUAUGUGGUCUAGUCAUAAGUUAUCACUUUUUUUCCACAUAUAACUGAUCCAGUCUGGUUCCUAGAUGAAAAGUGUGCAAGACCCAGAUGUCAGGAAACCAUGAAGCCCUUUUUCAACUAUGAAGAAAAAUCUGCUUCCUGCAUCUGUUGAGACAUACUAUAGUUACAAUUGCUCAUAAAUGCCAUACCUUAUCUUUCUUUUAACAAAUUGCACAGUUCUUGCCAAAAGAAAUGCCAUUAUCUGUAUGCUUCAGGGAAUUCCCCCAAUUUGAUCAGUGUGUGGGGGGGGGGAGGGAGGGAGGGAGGGAGAUGAUGCAACAUUUCCAAGAGGACAGGAGCCCUUGGAUGGCGUGGAUGUGCAUUCCUUUCAGGUAAUAGUUGGGCUAUUCGAGGAAACAGCAUCUGUCUCCCUGGAAAUAGAAGGUUUCCUGUUUGUGACCUUUCCAAGUUACACCAAGUGCACCUUGCAGUUCUCCCUGGGGUUGGGGUAUGUUUAAUUCCAUUUCAUAAAACCUUUCUUCACUUUAAAGCUUUGGCUGUGACGUCAGAAAUGUGCUAAAUAAAAACAAACUGUUUUGUAUUUAAUUUAGUGAAGGGUAAAGGGAAGAAAAAAAAACUCAGUCUUUAUGUAAGCUCCAAGGUGUUAGGGCUUAGAGGGUUUUUCUAGUUUUAUGAGUAUUUGUACUACUGAUUUUUAUAUAUUCCUGUUUUUGAGAUGAACAGAUUUCUGGAGAAAUUGUUGCAUUACAAUGGCGUUUCACUGUGACCCCUCUCAAGCUCAAAUCUGUUCUCUAAGCCAAUGACAACUUGUCACUUCGGUUUACUGUCCUGUGAAAAGUCAGCUCCAGUUCCCAGAAGUUGUGUGUUUAUGAUGAGUCACUGCUUUUCCUCAGUGAAAGUUGUCAGCCCUCUUGAUUUGGGUGAAUGUGCUGAAUCCAGAAACCUGUAGUCUAAUCUGUACGUGCCCUCCUAACUAACUGUUAAUUGUUAUUGACUAUUUUGAUUAUCUUGCUUGAAGAUUGAUUCCUACUUUUUAAUUUGAUAGAAAUAAAGUUUUUUUUCCUGCUUAUAA
This is a messenger RNA of Suricata suricatta (meerkat), 6478 nucleotides long. It is a transcript of the gene AK4, whose product is annotated as adenylate kinase 4. Gene Ontology annotation, biological process: nucleobase-containing compound metabolic process. Gene Ontology annotation, cellular component: mitochondrion; cytoplasm. The record is from RefSeq and is a predicted model, not a curated record. The transcript is spliced from 6 exons. Gene Ontology annotation, molecular function: ATP binding; AMP kinase activity; nucleoside diphosphate kinase activity. The coding region runs from base 230 to 901 and encodes 223 amino acids. Lineage: Eukaryota; Metazoa; Chordata; Mammalia; Carnivora; Herpestidae.